This is a messenger RNA of Clupea harengus (Atlantic herring), 1976 nucleotides long. Its product is annotated as retinoid isomerohydrolase RPE65. Gene Ontology annotation, molecular function: all-trans-retinyl-ester hydrolase, 11-cis retinol forming activity; beta-carotene 15,15'-dioxygenase activity; retinol isomerase activity. NCBI's taxonomy places the organism in Eukaryota, Metazoa, Chordata, Actinopteri, Clupeiformes, Clupeidae. The record is from RefSeq and is a predicted model, not a curated record. The transcript is spliced from 13 exons. Bases 176 to 1801 code for a protein of 541 amino acids. Gene Ontology annotation, biological process: retinal metabolic process; zeaxanthin biosynthetic process.
AUAGCCUAUAUGAGCAAAUCUGACGUGAAAAUAUUUUAAUUAUAGACGGAAGUUUCAAAACGGUAAUUUAACACAAACGAGGAUUAUGGCGAAGUGCACGAUUCUAACUAGUCCUGUUUGAGUGCCUUGGUAACAUUGAUUUCAGGUGGUAGAGAAGUCGUUAAGCAAUCGGAAGAUGGUUAGUUGGAUCUCGACUCCUGUCUUCUGUCACUUUAUGUGCAAGCUCCAUGAUGUCUUUACAGCAUUUUCAACCACUCCACUGAGCUCCAGCGUUUCCGUGUGGACGCAAAUUUGCUGUGUGAUUCCGCCCUGGCUGGAUGGCAGUCUGCUGCGUUUGGGCCCAGGACUGUUUGAGGUGGGCAGUGAGCCCUUCUACCACCUGUUUGAUGGGCAGGCCCUCAUGCACAAGUUUGAUCUGAAGGGUGGACAGGUCACUUACUACCGCAGGUUUCUCAGAACAGAUGCUUAUGUGCGAGCUAUGACUGAGAAGCGCGUUGUCAUCACAGAGUUUGGCACUGCAGCCUAUCCAGACCCUUGCAAAAAUAUCUUCUCCAGAUUCUUUACAUACUUCCAAGGUAUUGAAGUGACAGAUAACUGUCUUGUGAACGUCUACCCUGUUGGUGAGGACUUCUACGCUGCCACAGAGACAAAUUACAUCACCAAAGUCGACCCUGACACACUGGAGACCCUGAAGAAGGUGGAUCUAUGUAACUACGUCUCAGUCAAUGGUUUAACGGCCCAUCCUCACAUCGAGAAAGAUGGCACAAUCUACAACAUAGGCAACUGUUUUGGGAAAAACAUGUCAUUGGCUUACAAUAUUGUCAAAAUCCCUCCCAUUCAGGAAGACAAAUCAGAUCCCAUCGAGAAGUCCAAAGUGAUUGUGCAGUUCCCUAGCAGUGAAAGAUUCAAGCCAUCUUACGUUCACAGCUUUGGAAUGACAGAGAACUUCUUUGUCUUUGUGGAGAUGCCCGUGAAAAUUAACCUCCUGAAAUUCCUGAGUGCCUGGAGCAUCCGUGGAACAAAUUACAUGGAUUGCUUCGAGUCCAAUGAAACACUGGGUACAUGGUUCCAUGUGGCCACCAAGAGCCCUGGUGAAUAUGUGGACCACAAGUUCAGAACCUCAGCUUUUAAUGUUUUCCACCACAUCAACACGUAUGAAGAUCAAGGCUUUAUUGUGGUUGACCUGUGCACCUGGAAAGGAAACGAGUUUGUGUAUAACUACCUCUACCUGGCCAACCUGCGACAGAACUGGGAGGAGAUAAAGAGGGAGGCCAUGAAGGCUCCUCAGCCUGAAGUGCGCAGAUAUGUCCUUCCCAUCGACAUACACAGGGAGGAACAGGGGAAGAACUUAAUCUCUCUGCCUUACACCACAGCCACUGCGGUUUUGCGCAGUGACGGAACCAUUUGGCUAGAACCAGAAGUUCUUUUCUCUUCACCUCGUCAGGCCUUUGAGUUCCCCCAGAUCAACUACACGGCACACGGAGGGAAAGACUACACCUACGCCUACGCGCUCGGUCUGAACCACUUCAUCCCAGACAGGAUCUGCAAGCUGAAUGUUAAAUCCAAAGAGACUUGGGUAUGGCAGGAGCCAGACUCGUACCCUUCAGAGCCGCUGUUCGUGCAGAGCCCCAGGGCCACGGCAGAGGAUGACGGGGUGCUCCUGAGCAUCGUGGUGAACCCCGGAGAGGGCCAGAGGCCAGCCUUCCUCCUCAUCCUCGACGCCAAGGACCUCACGGAGAUCGCCCGGGCUGCAGUGGAGGUCAUCAUCCCUGUGACCUUUCACGGAAUGUACAAGCCUUGAGGGGUCAUAACAACCAGAUGUGGGGGGGGUUCAGGAUGUGAAAAACAUCAUCAUGGUUAGUCAUUUGCAUGUCUGAUGACAAGAACUGCAUAUUGCACCUUAAAUGAUACAGGGUGUGUAGUUUGUGUAUAUAUAGUUUUGAAUAAACAUACCUUGAAGCAUAUCAAGGAUGAAA